Messenger RNA from Vitis riparia (riverbank grape), 927 nucleotides. RefSeq lists its product as uncharacterized. Bases 16 to 363 code for a protein of 115 amino acids. The transcript is spliced from 3 exons. NCBI's taxonomy places the organism in Eukaryota, Viridiplantae, Streptophyta, Magnoliopsida, Vitales, Vitaceae. The record is from RefSeq and is a predicted model, not a curated record.
ACAGCUUAAAGAAGAAUGCAGUUGUUUCAGUAUUUGUUGUCAUGCUUUCUUUUUGAUGUAAUAUGCUACUUAAUAGAUGAUGCUAAUUUUAUUCCAAAAAUUCUUACAGGUGUUCAACGCAAGCUGGAAAUGAAUAAUCAGGAUGUUUAUAAGAAUGAUAAAUCCUUGAAGAGCUCUCCUAAGCAGGCAAGAUAUCGACCACCAGCAAGGAACAGCCCAACUUCCAUUUAUGCGGAUAGGACUAAGCGUGAAGUUUCAGAUGCAGCUGAGAAGCUGGCAAACAUGACGGUUGGUUCUGGUAGGAAUGAUGAGGCAAUCUCUGCCAGCUCCUAUGAAGGCUGGAGGAUGGCAUGGCCAAUCUGACUCUUUUCUUGGCCGGUCCCAAGAGCUUCGACCAGGCAGAGCUGCCUAUACGAGGAAAGUUGCUGGAUAAGGAGAGGGGAGGGGGGGAAGUGAAGGGCCUCCUCUGAAUGGGGCCUAAUAAUGGGUUCAGCUUGGUGAUUGUGGGGGGUGCUCAUGGGAAUGCUCCGGUUCAAGCUUUCUAAAAGCUGAGACCCUUGGUACUUUGUCCUAUCGAUUCGGUGUGUUUGAUGCGGGGUUGACUACAAUUAUAAGUAUGCCUAGUUAUACAUAAAAUAGUUUGCGGGUUGCGCUUUGGAUAUUAUGGAUAAUAUAAUGCAGUGCUUCUACUACUACUGGCCUGGUGUGUAUGGUGGGUGGAGAUGCCCCCAAUAUAUAUAUAUAUAUAACAGUGCUUGAUAAAGGUGGAUUUGGAGUUGGAAUUAAGUUGGUUCUCCUGACUGGACUGAUGUAAUAAGACGAUACACCUUACUUAUUACACCUUUAUUCAGUCUCUGGUUGUCUUUGGUUCCAGUUAUUAAUACACUAUUGGUUUUAUGCAUCUUAAAUCUAUUGGAUUGAAACUUA